Motacilla alba alba is the source of this 14450-nucleotide messenger RNA. RefSeq names its product sulfatase 1 (gene SULF1). Gene Ontology annotation, cellular component: cell surface; Golgi apparatus; endoplasmic reticulum. Gene Ontology annotation, molecular function: glycosaminoglycan binding; N-acetylglucosamine-6-sulfatase activity; calcium ion binding. NCBI's taxonomy places the organism in Eukaryota, Metazoa, Chordata, Aves, Passeriformes, Motacillidae. The coding region runs from base 939 to 4295 and encodes 1118 amino acids. The transcript is spliced from 22 exons. The record is from RefSeq and is a predicted model, not a curated record.
GCAGUCGCACUUUAUCAGGAUUUCAAACUGCAUCAUUUAUCUCUUUGAGGAAAGCCUCUGUCGGAGAAGAUUGCCCUCAAUAGACCCGCCACAAAAACAUUUUAGCGUUGCUCUUGUGCUUCUGUGCAUCGCACUGCGCAGGGGUCCCAGUGGUCCCUUGGGAAUACAAGGAGUUGUGAGAAGUUACACAACUGGCCACCAGACUAAUCCACUCCCUCUACCUUCCCGCGAGUACCUCCCCCUUCUGCUCUUUUUUUCAAUAGCAGCCCUUUCUCAAAAUCUCAGGUUACUUUGCUAAAGAGUUCUCAGCCUUAUAGUUUCUGCCCUUGUCUCUGCCUCCAGCUCCUUAAGAGCCACCCAACCCCAGCGAUUGGAUUGGGCAGCCCGUCUUGACACACCACUGUGCUGAGUGCUUGAGGACGUGUUUCAACAGAUGGUUGGGGUUAGUGUGUGUCAUCACACUCGAGUGGGGAUUAGGGGAGAGAGGCAGCCUUGCUGGAGCUGUGUGGUCUUCCCCAAGUGUGAGCUGCAAGCAAAAGAAGAAAUACCUAGCUCUGGGGGAGAAACGGGAAGAAUCGUCUCCAGCAGCUCAGAGGGAAAAAUAAAACCGCACACUUUGUUCAGUUCUUCACAGUAACUGUCACAUACCUCUGGUGCUUAUGAAUUAUUGGCCUCCUACUUGUGAAAGAAAUCUAACACUGUCCUCACCACUUACAGGUUUUGCCCAUAAUAAAUUCACUGAACAAGACAUACGGACUUCUAUCCAAUGCUAUGAAAAUUAACCAAGGCACAUUAACUUCAGGAAAUUUUCAAAGGGCUCCUCCUACAGAUGUUCUGAACACGUCUGCAUCCAGGCAAUUUUUUACUGCGCCCAGGUCUUGAAAACUAGAGUUCAGGAACUUCUGGAUCAGUCUUUUCAUUGAAAUACUGGAACUACUAUGAAGCCUUCUUGGUUUGCACUCAUGUUGGCAGUGCUCAGUACUGAAAUGCUAACAAGUCACUGUUCCACCAUCAAGUCCCCAAGGUUCAGAGGACGUGUGCAGCAGGAGCGAAAAAAUAUCAGACCAAAUAUCAUCCUUGUACUCACAGAUGAUCAAGAUGUGGAGCUAGGGUCCUUGCAAGUGAUGAAUAAAACCAGGAGGAUUAUGGAGAACGGAGGGGCCUCUUUCAUCAAUGCCUUUGUAACUACCCCCAUGUGCUGCCCAUCCCGUUCCUCAAUGCUGACUGGGAAGUAUGUGCACAACCACAACAUCUACACCAACAACGAAAACUGCUCUUCUCCCUCAUGGCAGGCUACUCACGAGCCUCGCACCUUCGCUGUGUAUCUCAAUAACACUGGCUACAGAACAGCUUUUUUUGGGAAAUACCUCAAUGAAUACAAUGGCAGCUACAUCCCUCCUGGGUGGAGAGAGUGGGUUGGAUUAGUGAAGAACUCUCGCUUCUAUAAUUACACCAUUUCUCGCAAUGGUAACAAAGAGAAGCACGGAUUUGAUUAUGCAAAGGACUACUUCACAGACCUAAUCACUAAUGAGAGCAUUAAUUACUUCAGAAUGUCUAAGAGGAUAUAUCCCCAUAGGCCCAUAAUGAUGGUCAUCAGCCACGCUGCACCCCAUGGCCCCGAGGAUUCUGCGCCGCAGUUCUCUGAGCUCUACCCCAACGCUUCACAGCACAUCACUCCCAGCUAUAACUAUGCACCAAACAUGGAUAAGCACUGGAUUAUGCAGUACACGGGGCCCAUGCUGCCAAUCCACAUGGAGUUUACCAACGUCUUGCAGCGCAAAAGACUUCAGACCCUGAUGUCAGUUGAUGACUCUAUGGAAAGAUUACACCAAAUGCUUGCAGAGAUGGGAGAACUGGAGAAUACCUACAUUAUUUACACUGCUGACCAUGGAUACCAUAUUGGGCAGUUCGGACUGGUCAAGGGGAAGUCAAUGCCGUAUGACUUUGAUAUUCGAGUUCCUUUCUUUAUUCGUGGUCCAAGUGUGGAGCCAGGAUCAGUUGUGCCUCAGAUAGUUCUGAAUAUUGAUCUUGCUCCAACAAUUCUGGAUAUAGCAGGCCUUGACACACCUCCAGAUAUGGAUGGCAAAUCUGUCCUAAAGCUUCUGGACUUGGAGAGACCAGGAAACAGGUUUCGAACAAACAAGAAGACCAAAAUUUGGCGUGACACAUUUCUAGUGGAAAGAGGCAAAUUUCUACGCAAGAAGGAGGAACCCAACAAAAACACUCAGCAGUCUAAUCAACUACCAAAGUAUGAGAGAGUAAAAGAAUUAUGCCAACAAGCAAGAUACCAGACAGCCUGUGAACAACCAGGACAGAAGUGGCAGUGCACAGAGGAUGCUUCUGGCAAGCUUCGAAUUCACAAGUGCAAGGUGUCGAGCGACAUCCUCGCCAUCAGAAAGAGAACGCGCAGCCUCCACUCCCGCGGCUACGGCGGCAAAGACAAAGACUGCAACUGUGGAGACACUGAUUACAGGAACAGCAGGACCCAAAGGAAAAAUCAAAGACAGUUCCUGAGAAACCCUAAUGUGCAAAAAUACAAACCUCGAUUUGUUCACACUCGCCAAACCCGGUCCUUGUCUGUGGAAUUUGAAGGUGAGAUAUAUGACAUAAAUCUGGAAGAAGAAGAACUGCAGGUGUUGAAGACCAGAAGUAUCACCAAGCGUCACAAUGUUGGAAAUGAGGAGGAAGGAGAGGAAACUGCUCGUGCUGCUCGUGACACAAUGGUCGCUGAUGGCACUGAUGCUAUGGGUCAGCCCAGCUCUGUCAGAGUGACACACAAAUGUUUCAUUCUUCCAAAUGACACUAUUCACUGUGAGAGGGAGCUGUACCAGUCUGCCAGAGCCUGGAAGGAUCACAAGGCUUACAUUGAUAAGGAGAUCGAAGCUCUCCAAGACAAAAUUAAGAAUUUGAGGGAAGUUAGAGGACACCUAAAAAGAAGAAAACCAGAUGAAUGUGACUGUAGUAAACAGAGCUAUUACAACAAAGAGAAGGGGGUAAAGGCCCAAGACAAACUCAAGAGCCAUCUUCAUCCCUUCAAAGAAGCAGCACAGGAGGUGGAUGGCAAACUGCAGCUGUUCAAAGAGAACCGGAGAAGGAAGAAGGAGCGGAAGGGAAAAAGGCGCCAGAAGAAGGGAGAUGAGUGUAGCCUUCCCGGGCUGACAUGCUUCACCCAUGACAACAACCACUGGCAAACAGCACCAUUCUGGAACUUGGGCUCUUUCUGUGCUUGCACAAGCUCCAACAACAACACUUACUGGUGUUUGCGAACAGUUAAUGACACCCACAAUUUUCUGUUUUGUGAGUUUGCAACCGGCUUCUUGGAAUAUUUUGAUAUGAACACUGAUCCCUAUCAGCUGACCAAUACAGUUCACACAGUGGAAAGAGGCAUUUUGAAUCAAUUACACGUCCAACUUAUGGAACUGAGAAGUUGUCAAGGUUACAAGCAAUGCAAUCCAAGGCCAAAGGGACUUGAAACAGAGGACACUUAUGGGAUGGAUGGGAAGGCUAAGCUGCCCAUUUUCACUGGCGACAUUGACUGGCAAGGACUGGAAGACUUGUACAGUGUGAAUGAAAGUGUAUAUGAAUACAGACACAACUUUAGACUUAGUCUGGCUGACUGGACUAAUUACUUGAAGGAUGUAGAUAGAAUGUUUGCACUGCUGAACAGUUACUACGAGCAAAAUAAACCAGACAAGGAUAACACUGGUCAAAGCAACGGGGACGAAUCAUCCACGCCAUUCACCUUGGUGGAAAUGACUUCUGCUGAGGAGUCCAGCGGCCUGACUGCAGAAGAGUUGCAGCUUAUUGUGCCAACAGACUUUGCAGCCCUUGCUUUGAGCACAGUGAAUUUAAGUCAGGAGAGGAAACUUGAAUUAAACAAUGAUAUUCCUGAGAAAAGUAGUUUGAAUGACGCACACUGGAGAAAUAGUCAUCCAGCUGAAAAAUGGAUGGAGGAUAAAGAAUCGGACCGUUUUGAUAUGGAUUUCAGUGGAAAUGGUUUGAUAGAGUUGGAGUCCCGGCACAGCUUCAUGCUACAGCCCAUCAGCAUUCCUCAAAAAGACACUCAUCAGGAUAGUGACACUGUGGAAGAUAUAUUUGAAGACCAAAUGUAUCUUCCCAUGAGGUCUGAUGAACCCUUCAUUCGUCAGACCGUAAACAUAUCCAUUAGGGAUUCACCUGUCAGUACCCAGGAAGAAGGAACUUUCUUUAAAAAAGCCAAACAGAGUCUUGCAGGAGAAGGUUCACAAAUCCUAAAUGCAGAAGGCAGUGCCUCAGCUCCACUCUCCUUGGAUUAGAUCAAGUUGUAACCAUUAAAUAAGUUCUCCUUUUUCUUAUUAGCAAACUAAUAAAGGUAAUCAAGACAACUGACAUUCCAUGUUUAUUGUAGAUACAUUUUGCAGCUAAAUUGAGCCCAGAUCAGUAUUUGUCUCUGUGCUUUUUUUUUUUUUUUUUAUUCACAUGCACAUGCUUUCACUUCUCCACACUGGGAAGCAAGAUUUCCAGUUUUCCAUUAAAAGAAACAGUGUUAACUCUCAAAUGCAGCAGCACAUUCUCUGAAAGCUAAAUUAUUUCUUCAAAAAGGAUGUCCAAGUCACUUUCUCUAUUUCCAAAUGAUCCCACCAUAACUGAGUGUUUCAGUUCACCCAGUAUGCCUGCAUAAUGUCUUUUUUAUCAAUUAUUUUAACUACUGGCAAUUCUUAAUGCCAUGCUUUCAAGUAAAAUGCACUUUUAAAAUCUGUAUGCCAUACCAUUUAUGCAUCUAAUACCUUACAGGUUUUUAGCUUGCUCGUUGUCUUAUGAAAUUGUGAAACCAAUAAACAGAUGGACCUGAAAGAGGUAAACACCAUGGAUUGUGGAAACAGACUCUUCAAAUAUUAUCUUAGCAAAAAUAUUGCAUGUUUUUGUUGCUUUAUUAAAUUUACUCUCAGAAAGGUAUGGCUAAUGAUUGUUAACUGUAGAAGGAUUUGUUUAAAUUGGAUUGUUUCCCUAUAUGUUGAUAUUGUCAGUAUUAAAAUUCCAUUAAUUUUUCUGACUUUUUUUUUUUUCUGAUACUGGUAGAAAGGAUUACAUCAGUGCAUAAAUGUUUUUGUUGCCCCACCUGAUUUUUAUUAUUCUGAGCAAUAUCUUGAAAGCAUUAUUAUCAUCUUGAGUCUUAAAUUCUUUUUCUGUUUUGAACAGGCAUUAAAGGGAAUGAUACAAUCAUGUUAGGUUUCCAUUAUUUUAGACACAAAAGGCACAUGAGAGUAAAAAAAUAGUAGUUUAGUAAUAAUUUUUGUUGUUGUAUUCUAAAUUUUUUCUUGAACUUUACCAAACAUUAAAUUGUAUGAAGUAUAAUACAAAAAUGACUUCGAAAAUCUGUAUUAGUCAAAACUUAAUAUUUUCCCUUGCUUUUUUAUAAAUUUCUAAAUAAUUAUCACAACAGCAACAAAAGAGAAUUACCUCAAACAGACGUAAUUCCACGUAAUUCCCAUGUCCAACUCACGGGUGUGUUUCCUACCUGUUACAUGUUAUUUAGUGUAGUGAAUAUUUUUGGCUAUUGCAAGCACUGCAGGUUAAACUUACAUUCAUUACAUUGUAUUUUAAGUUGAAACUUUUUAAAAAGGAGAUUCUUUUAGUAGGAUUUUAAUAAUUUUAAGGAGCAGUCUUUUUGAUGGACUCUGUAAAUAUGUUAAAAUUACUAGUUCUUUAUCUGAUGUAUGUGUCAUGGGCUGAUUGAUAGAAACACAUAUUUAUGGUCAUGAAUGAUGCUAUUUGUACAUAGGUUUUAAGUUACUAGGAUACAAACUGUGUUUUUAAAUCUUGUAUAAUAUUUCUGUGAUACUUUUAUAGUACAAUUCUGGCUUCGGGAAAGUCUAGAAGCAAUAUUUCUUGAAAUAAAAAGUGUUUUACUUUACCUGCUUCAGAGAAGUCAACAUGAUCCAGUUUUCCUCCUGAGUAAGUUUUAUUUCAAAAAUAUGUUGGCAGUUUCAGUUUUAAGCAUCCAUCCACAUUGAAAGCAUCAGGUAACAAAAUAACACACGACAUUCUUGUAGGUAUAAAUUAUUCCUGGAGAUGUGAGUAAUGUAUAUACAUUUUUGUUUAAGACAUAUUGUGAUUUUAAUUUUUUUAAUUCCAAAUUCAUCCGGUCCUUUCUUCCUUGAACUCCAUGCACAGAGCUGCACAACCAGCAGUUUCCAGAAGUAAUGAAAUGUUUCAUGGAGCCGUGUCUUGCUUUGCUGCUUUCUGUCCUCCCUGCACAGCUCUCCCUGUGACAGCACAGCACUGCAGACCAGACAUGCAGCACUUACCAAGAGUGAACCACAGAUCUCUAGUCAGGAUUUGUGUCUCCUUGUACAAGAGUCAGCACGAAAAGGAACUUAGCUUUCAAGGUAAACUCUCUCUUACAUGAACUCUAUGUUUGUUUGAUGGCCUGUGAACAAGAGUACUUUCAUACCUAAACUCAGCCUCUGAAUCUGUGCUUCUUGAACACAGGACAUCUUGAACAUCUGUGCUUUCCUUUACAUAGUCCUGGGACUCCGAUGCUCCUGCAGAUGUGAAGUUACAGGUGAUGUUUGUGGGGAUAAGAAAAGUGGAUGAUACCAAAUGUUCAAAAAGCAGUCACUGCAAUGUCAGAUAGAGCCCUGGGAGGUCUGCCCUGAAAGCACACUAGCAAGCACAACAUGUAUCUCAAAGCAGGAUGCAGGGCAGGUUGAGCCAGCGAGUUUGGGAGGACUUGAAGGACAAAGGCAAAUUGAAGUAAGGUCCCACACAACCACCUCUUGUACCUUUGUGCAGGGAAUUAUCCAGCACCAACAAUGUGCCCUACAUUCUUUGAAAGUACUGUUCUUUGAAAGAACCAAGCAAGGUGGGUCCUCUCUUAAUGCUGGGGCAGAGGGGAUAGUGCAACACUGUGGUCCAUGGAUUCACCCCACUUGUCCUUCUUCCUUACCUGAGAGCUUAAAGUACUCCUUGAGGAAAUGGCAGAAAGAGCAUCUUAUUAGUUUGAAAGUUGUCUCCCUUCUUUCUUCUAGGACAGUGCUCAGUCAUCUAAACUAUCAGUGAAACCUUCUAAACCAGGUGGGAGCCUUUUUUACAGGUCUCUUAUGGGAGUGUGGAGGAAAGAAAGUAUAAAGGACACUCAUUCUGUAGACAAGAGAUACAGACAGCAGCAAGCUCUGAUCCUUGCUGUCUUGGAAACAUGCACCAAAUAUAAAGCUAAACAAAGUUAAAGAGAUCAAAAUCUGUCAUCUCUCUAGGUGUGCAGCCUAAGCAGUGUGUUGCUGUCCCAAUUUGUUUUGUAUUUCUUGCUGCAUAGUACUUCUUGUCCCAUAGCUGAGGCAGUCAAAUCCAUGAGCAGGCAGGGUGUGACUGCCAGGAAGCUUUUACCGGCAGUUGCAGGCUUGGGAAUGAAGCAAGUGCCUCAAUCUGGCACUGCUCCUUAUAAGGGGGAGAACCAACAGGAUGACCUUCCUAGCUUUUUGUGAACUGGAGAGCAGUAGAGAUGUGUCUAUCCAGAAAGGCAGUACAUAGUUCAUGACUUUCUGAAGGGCUGGAGAUGGACAGAAGAACUUUUAAAACUGCCACAUCUUUGGGAGGUAGCAAGAUAUGCAAAAAGUUCCCUCUGGAAUUUAGGAUAAGGCAGCCAGUAUUGCUCUCACAUCCUUGGACAGUGUGAGGCACUUUAUGAGACCGCCUAUCAACUGCGAGCACUGCAGAAGAGCAAAGAUGUGCAGUGCUUCAGUUCCAGAACUAGACAUAGAAUCAUAGAGUGGCUUUGGGUCAGAAGCAGCCUUAAAAAUCAUCUGGUUCCAACCCCCACCAUGGGCAGGGACUGACUUAGAGCUGUUAUCAGCAGGUGAAUCCUGGUGUUACUGAGGUAAAUGCACAUUAGCAGCUUUGCAAAAAAAAAAAAAAAAAGGCAAAACAAAGAAACAUUUGGAUUAGAGCAUUACUCUGGAGUUCAGCCACCUGUAGGUUUUUGUGACAGUUGAGGGAAGGUAUUUUAGGGUGCACAGACCACCUCCACUCUCCCAGCCAAAAUCCCUUGAGAUGCCUGCAGCUGUCUACACUGAAGUCACAAAAGCAUAGUUAGAGGGGAUCUGUGUAAAACAGUCAGGACUGAGAACCCAAAGAAGAUCUGCCCAGGACUAGACUUGAGCCCUGAGCAGCUGUGGAUGCCUGGGUACAUGUGAUGUUGUAACAAACUUCUUCCUUUAGUUUCAGCAAAACCCAAUCCUGUUUGUGCUCCAACAUAAUUUUUCAGUGAGAACCGAUGUGCAGUAAAUAGGGUACAAGCCAGAGAGCAAUUCCAGAAAUGGUGUGUCACACCUGAGGGGAUGCAGUGCCAGCCUGAAGUGCCUGGGACUGCCUGGAGUGUGUGCACAGCCACUCGGGCAGCAGGUGUCAGUGCAGAGCCACGCCACACGCGCCUCUCCUUGAGCCUGCGCCCCUCCCUGGGCUGCCAGCACUGUUCAAUCCUCGACCGGCAACAGCACCUGGGAUGUGCUACGAAUCUAAUUUCAUCCACUUUCCUUGGUGUAACAGCUCUGGCCUUGGACACUGGUAACGUGCAGGGGGAUAUAAAAGAUGAUUUUUUGUGUGGUUAUAUGUAUUGGAAACGAAAACAUGCAAGUCUUGCUUUGAAAUCAGAGAGGAUCUAAACCAAAUCAACACACAUGAUAUGCUAUUUUUUAUUUCCAAGUAUCAAGUAUUCAAGAGUUUGUUUUGUAAACACAUGUUUACAACAGAUGCUGACAGUAGGUUUCAUUAAAUCAUGGGUUAUAUAACUUUAAAAUUACUCUAAGCUCUGAUGAGAAAUAAAUAUAAAUUUAAAAAAAAACAUACAGGAGCCUAAAGUAUGCAAAAAUACCCAUCAUAAACCAAUUCUCUUUUUACCACAGCACAGCACCCACACACUCAUACCAUCAGACAUACUCUACAAAUUUCCUUAAUACUCUACACAUUUGCUUAAUAAUGAGUUUUUUAAAAACUAAACAGUUUCAGGCAGUGUGCCCACUCCAUGCUCCUACAAUACUACCCAGACUGUUGCUGUUCUGCACAAAUCAUUUGGUAGAGGUAUGCACUGCAGCCAGGGGCCAAACUCCCAUGUGCUCAGGUGGUGAAAAGAGCAGGUCUUCUUUCAGAAAAGCCUCCACUCAACUGUGGACCUCACUGACAGAAAAUUUUCUUCUUUUUUUACUAAGACUCAGCUUUGGAUCAUUUUGUACGCAUUUUUUUGUUUUGUUUGGAAAUUUCCCUCCAGGUUUUCAAAUAUGGAGUUUGCUACAGAGGCAAAUUUUCUGGCCUGUCGGUCAGAAGUGUGAUUAGUGCUAUUAGUGCUUUCAGUGCUAUUUGGAAUACAGACGCCUGCCCUGCAUGACCAGCUCAGGCACAGUAAGACAAAAAAGUUGUGGUUCAGAAUUCAAGAUAUUAAAACCAAACCCCUAUUUUGUAAAUCGUAGCUCACUUUAAGGUCAACCAGAUUUGGCCUUUUUCUGUUCCUAGAAAUAGAAUUUACUCUUAUUUCUGGUAUUCCGUGAAAGAACAUUCAUAUUUCAGAUUUCAAUCCUCAUUUUAAUUCAGACGCUUACUAAUAUUGCUUGGUUAAGUGGUUCCAGAAUUUAGCCCUGUGUUUCUUAUCAUUGCCACAGAAUUUAUUUUUAGCCCCUGCUUAAGCAAAGCAACUAAAUAAAGUAACAUACUACAGCAGGCUGAAUACAUUCUACAUGAGACUUCUGUGGUCUGUGUAGCUUUUACUUUACCUAAUAGUGCUGGGCCAAAUCCUACACAGACUCCUGAAAUAACUUACCCACAGAAGAGCUAGGUAGGAACUGGCCCUCCAGGAAUUACAAACACUGUCUUUGUCAGAGCAGUCCAGACUUUAGGAACAGGAACACACACAGUUGCAUCAUUGACAUGCCUUGAAUAUGUCAUUUAAGUCAUAGUGAAUACAUCGUAAAAUACUUCAGUACCUAUUAGCACCACAGUGUUGUUUAGUCUUUUGUCCAGAGAUUAUCAAGCUGUCUCACCCUUCCUCAAGGUGAACAACAUUUUGGAUGCUUUUUGUAGCCCUUCAUUAAUUCCACGGCUUUUCAUCUAUUCUUUAUAAUGAACAAAACACUGUUACAGGUUAACAUUGUGACAAUUGGUUUGAGAUUGAGAAAAUAAAAAAACCUCAAUACACACAAUGGAUAAUACAAUAAUCAGAAGAGUAGGAUGGAACCUGGAUAAAUAAGCAUCUAUUCUGUAACACUUGAAGUCAAAAAAACUUUGGAGGUACUUUGAAAUUGCAGAGUUACAUCUGUGUUUAACAGCAGGCUGUAUUAACAAAAAAGAUAGCUGAGCUGAAGGACUGGAGGGGUGACUGCUAAAAUUAUUAACCGCAGUUAUUAACUGUAAUGCAACAAAUAUGGCCAUGGGACAUGGGUAGUGUUAACCUUCCUCCGUAAUUUCUGCAACAAAUUAUGAGGAAAACAUAGGAAAAAUGUGCUUCCUGAGGAUCAGGUAGGCUUUCAAACCUUUGGCCACAAAGUAACACAUAUUAGUGAUAUUCAGUGUAAAGGAGACAAAUCCCAUGAACCCGGCCAUAUCCUGUCCUCACACUGAAGGCCACAACACCUCUACUUUGUGACAAUGUUUACAUGCAAUCUUUUUGAAUUGUUAUUUGUCAAACAACAUGUUAAAAGAAAAAAAGAAAACACCCUAAUUCCCUACAAAAGAAUAAAUCUACCACCAUGAUGUUGACUGUCCAUUUUGUGAGCACUCUGAAGUGAUGAAAACGCCCAAAUAAUCAAGUCCAGUAUGUGAAGAACAUGAAAAUCAACACACAAAAUGUGUUGAUUACAGGUUUAAUCUAUAAGUAGCAAACACUCUGUCCAAAGCAAUGACGAUGCAGGUCACAGUCCUGGUAAAUCUGUUACCAGCUGGUUUAAGUCCCUGGAAAGCAACCACAGCUGGAUGGCUUCAGCUGGGGGAACCAGAUUCUGAAGCAUGCAGCAUAACAUCUCCUAAGCCAUUGUAAAAGACACAUUACUGAGAAAAAGAUAAACUUGUUUGGAAAGAUUUUUGUCUUCAAUCUCCAAAAAUAGUAGUAAUAUCCAGUGAAUAGAGUAUAAAAGCUAAAUAAGCUUGAUAUUCCCUACUUCACACACACUUGCUAAAGCACCAGCUUGUUAACUUCAACACAAGGUAUAGCCUAGUUCUUCAGCCUCACCAUUGGACUGGUGAGGCCAAGAAUCUGGCUCCAAAAUAGCAGUAAGACACUUUGGACCUAUUUAUCAUCACUUUUAUGUCAAUAUAACACUAUGAAAAGCUGUGGUAUCACAUGAACAGAAAAGUGUAGUAAGGCAGCAAUUAUUCAGGCAUUUUUUGGGGAAAACCUGCAAGAACAGUGCAGAAGGUGUUGACCCCUGUCCCAAAAAUGCUCUCUGAAGUUUCAUUGAGCAGGCAGCGCUCUGCUCCGUUUGUGCGGGAUACUGACAAUUUGUCAUCUGAACCCCUAGGUCCAAAUUCUGUGAAAGGGCACAAUUCAAGUCUACAGCAUUACUUGAGCAAUUUCAUUGGCUCUAAGGUCAGAAGGAUGCCUUUAUUUAAUCUCUCUCCCCAUGUAACACACAGGUUCUCAGACAGAAAUUCAUAAAUUAAAUGAAUGGCAGGAAGAAUGAGAAUGAAUCUUAGACCGUUCCCACAAAAUAUUUUGAAUUUGAAUUCUAUUUGAAAACGACAGCCUUCCUCCAUUGCUGGAUAUGUAGGUAGCCACACCUGAAUGCCACAGGAGAGUGCUCAAGUGCUUCUUUGUGCUAUUCUGGUUACAAUUAUCACUGAAUCCAUGGAGGAAACGCUCAGCAUAGAAACACUCUUUGGAUAAAUGAAUUUCUUUUUGAAUGCAGACAGGAUUCAGUCUCAUACCUAUAUAUGUGCAUUAUUUUCAAGUGCAUUACUGAAAUAUAUAAAUUUACCCACAUAUUUAAGUGUUCUGCUGGAUCAGAGCCAUAAUGAAUUAAUAGCUAAUAUUACAAAUUAAUAAGCAAUACUAAAAAAACCCAUAUUUUUGAAAACACUGUAUUAAUUCAGGCCUUUCAAAUGUGCAUUUCCAAUACUUAGUAGGAGAUUUUUGCCUCCUCUUACACAACAGUAAGUUCUGAAGAACUGCAUGUUACUACAUGCACUUUUAAAGAUAUACAAGCUGGCCAAAGAACUGAAAAUUUAUGAAUAAAUACAAAUUGCACCAUAAUAUUCAAAGGUUCUUGCAGCUGCUCACACUGUACUGAAAGGCUAUAAAAUGUCAUUGGUUCCAAAUUAUACUGUAUUUUAUCCAGUAUGCUCAAGGGGAAGAAGGGGGACCAAAACCAGGGGGCUUUUGACAAAAACUGGAAACAUGAACAGUCCCACUCUCCGGAUUACUCCAGCCCUGCAAAGAUCUACAAAUUAUCUCCUGCAGGUGCUGCAUUCAUAAGCACCUAAAGCCAUGGCUGCAUCCAUUCUGAAGUUUUCUCCUUUUUGAGGAAAAAGAGGUGAAUGGGAGGCUAAGCAGGGACAAUUAACCUGUUCACUCAAGUCCUUAUAUUUGGGCUACUCCUCGUCUAAUUCUCCUCACUCUAAAUCAGGACUAAGUGGUGGAAGAGGGAUUUAGUCUGUCCCUAUGAGGGCAUGGUGGCACUUUGACCAUCACCAGAUGUUGUUCCGUAUUAUCACUGGCUAGUAAGCUGCAGGCAGGUGAAUUGGGUCUGCUACCAAUAGCAGCCUGUGGGUGAGCAGGACACCUGCUUCACCUUUUCUGCCAGCAAACCUUUUGUUUUGUCCUUCAGGGACAGAGAGGGAACGUGGCAAAAAUUACAACUUAAUGGAAUUAUAUGUUCUAUGUUGAGAGGAUCUCACAGUAGGAUGACAGCAUGGGCCCCUUCACUGGAUGACUGCAAAGAUCUUUUUUAGUUCCCGUGAAGUCGGUUUAGCACCAUGCGUCGACCACAACUACUGCUAGGGGUGCACUCAAUGUCUGGAGAUGCUGCUUCCUCCAGCAGUGACAGCCAGAACACAGUGUUUGGUCAGCAGGUCUCAGUCCAUACACCAGUCAAUGACAAUACUGGCAGUGAAUGCGUUUCCCCUGCCUACCUUUACUGGCUCAGUUUAGACUGUUAUAGAUUACUCAUGAGAAACUCUCUUUCAGGAAUCAAUCAAAAACUGGCCAGUGUUUGGGUUUUCUUUCUUUCAGAGGACGCUGACUUAAUUGAUUUUAUAGAAAUUUAUUUGCAUUGCCAAAAUUAUCUUUACCCAAAACCAGGAAAAAAAUUGUUUGAAAAGUAAGGAAUUACAUUUUGGUUUGCAUGUAAUACUUAAAGAAAAAUUAAAAUUUAUUUUCCAAUUAAAAAUUAAAAUUGGAAGUAUGUAAAGAAGGCUUUUUCAGUAUUUCCAGAGUUAACAUCUUUCUUUCUACAUUCCACUUUUUCAACCAUCUAGGAAAUAUGAAUGUUCUUGGAAGUUGAAGGGUCAGGAUAUCCUAAAAAAUAGAUGGUUUCCAUUGCAACAAGCUCUGAAAUCCGUUGAAAGCUCAGAAACAGCAGCAGCUGCAGAAGUGUCACUUUUAUCACUCCCAUUCUUUGGCAUCAGUGCCAUUAGUUCCUGACAAUCCUAAUCUGCUCUUCCUUGGUUUUUUUUAUGGAACUGAAGCACACAAGGCAUGAAAUAUAAGAGAUCGGGACAGAUGAUUAAUCUUCAGUCUUUUACAAUUCCCUCAGUCUUUUACAAUUCCCUAAAUGCUCUGUUCCUGAGGUAUUUGAAAAGAUUGUCACUCUUCACUUCUCUCUGUGAUGAUUAAAAUGGGGAAGUGAUAAAAAUGGAUGAGGGCUGGGCUGUAAUUACACUUUGUCACACUGCUUAGCCAAUUUUCACCAUGGUAUAAAAUUCUUGGUGCAACAAGCAUUUGAGACUGAAGCAAAAGGAAAUAUUUUUAUCAUCUAUUCUGAUCUCCUAUAGCAAAUAUAUAUAUAUAUAUAUAUAUAUAUAUAUAUAUAUAUAUAUAUAUACCAAACACCUUUGAGCCAAGGACAUUUAUUUCUCAGGACAAGAAGUGUAGAAGCCAAUUAUCUCAGGAAGUGUGUACUGAGGACACAGUGGCUGCAUAAAAGGAAAAGACAUUCUCAGGCUUAACCCCAAAAAAGGCUGUUAAUACAGACAGAAUAGUAGGAAGAGGUCAAAACAAUAUUCCUCUAUGUUUGGGGUUGAAGAAUUGGAGUUUUCAGACACAAAUAGUAAGAAUUGUUACAAACUACAUAAAUGGACUGACACAUUCUGAAAUAAGCAGCCCCAUGGGUAGUCCCAUGUGCUGGUCAAGAAGAUCCAGGUGAUGACAAAAGGCAGUUGGCAAAGGCAGAGAGGGAAAUCUACUCUUCCCAGGGCCACUUGAUGGAUGCCAAGGAGAGCACUGCCUCUAUUUUCAGGGACUUGGUUCCAUAUAAUGUUUGAUCAAUAAACAC